Messenger RNA from Acanthosepion pharaonis, 774 nucleotides. Lineage: Eukaryota; Metazoa; Mollusca; Cephalopoda; Sepiida; Sepiidae. The record is from the annotation of a GenBank genome assembly.
AUGCUGCUUAUUUUCAGAAAAAGGAGGGAAGUUUUUCUUCUGUUCGUGUUUGUUGAUAUGACUUGUUAUCACAUUUUCUUCAUAUCUAUCAUAUUCUGUUCAUAUCUAACACAUUCUAUUCAUAUCUAUCUAUCUAUCUAUCUAUCUAUCUAUCUAUUCUCUAGCUUACUAGUUUUCCUAUUUUCUCCAUAUCUAUUUAUCAUAUUCUGUUCAUAUCUAUCACAUUCUAUUAAUAUCUAUCUAUCUAUCUAUCUAUCUAUCUAUUCUGUUCAUAUCUAUCUAUCUAUCUAUCUAUCUAUCUAUAACAUUCUAUUCAUAUCUAUCUAUCUAUUUAUCUAUCUAUCUAUAACAUUCUAUUCAUAUCUAUCUAUCUAUUUAUCUAUCUCAGUUCUUUUUCUUUUCUUUCUUCCUUCUUUUCCUAUUUCUUUUAUUUCUUUAUUGCUUUCUUUCUUUCUUUCUUUCUUUUAUGACUUUUGUCCUUGUUUCUUUACUCCUCCUCUUCUUUUUCUUUUCUCGUUCUUUUUCUUUCUUUCUCUCUUUUUCUUUUUCCGUUGUUUUGUCUUUCUUUCUUUCUUUCUUUCUUUCUUUCUUUUAUCUUCAUAUUCUUUCUUUCUUAUAUACCCCCUUUCAUUAUUUUUCCUUUCUUUCUCCUUCCCAUUCUUUCUUUCUUUCUUUCUUUCUUUCUUUCUUUCUUUCUCCAGUUAUCUGUUCUUAUUCUUCUUCUUUACACCCUUUUUCUUCUUUGUCAUUCUUUCUUUCGUUCUUACCUUUUAA